Arachis ipaensis is the source of this 1661-nucleotide messenger RNA. RefSeq names its product protein FLOWERING LOCUS T-like. The record is from RefSeq and is a predicted model, not a curated record. NCBI's taxonomy places the organism in Eukaryota, Viridiplantae, Streptophyta, Magnoliopsida, Fabales, Fabaceae.
UCCCUCAAAGAAUCCGGGAAAAAUCGAAAUUAUCAUUGCACAAUGACAUUUUGGUUAAAGACACACAGAGCAGGACAUAUAUAAAUAGGGAUGGGGAUAUGCAUCAUAGCUAGGAAGUGCAAAUUAAAACCAAAAGAAAAUCGUGAGGAGAGUGUUAUUAGUAUAAGAAAACAUAUUGUAAUGCCUAGGUCAACGAACCCUCUAGUUAUUUCACGUGUAGUAGGAGAUGUUUUGGAGCCAUUCACAAGUUCUGUGGGUAUGAGGAUUGUCUAUGAAGGUAACGUUGAAGUUGUUAACUGUUCCGAGCUCAAGCCAUCCCAAAUUAUCAACCAACCAAGAGUUGACGUUGGUGGAGAUGAUCUUAGAACCCUUUACACUCUGAUCCUUGUGGACCCAGAUGCACCUAGCCCAGGUGAUCCAAAUAUGAGAGAAUAUUUGCACUGGAUGGUAACAAAUAUUCCCGCAACAACAGGGGCAACCUAUGGAGAAGAGGUUGUGGCGUAUGAGAAUCCACGACCCGUAGUAGGGAUUCAUCGCUUGGUGUUUGUGCUGUUUCGGCAAAUGGGGAGGCAAACUAUAUAUGCUCCGGGAUGGCGGCAAAGCUUCAACACCAGAGACUUUGCAGAGCUUUACAACCUGGGAUCACCCGUUGCUGCCAUAUUUUUCAACUGCAAACGAGAAAACUCUCCUACUGGAUCUUCAAGGAGGAGAUAAUAAUAAUAUAUACCAUCAUGCAUCCAUCUAUCAGCUCCUUUAAUUAACUACGCUCAUCAACAUGCGCACGUGCGGAAGGGUACUACUACUAAUUAAGUACAUUCCUCAUGGAUUGCCAUAAUAAUAGUUGGUCCUUUUGUGACACUGCUAGCUAUGCUAGUUGCUGUCGUCCCUCGACGACUCUAUAUAGAUUAAUAUGUUCUUCAUACAUGCACUUCCUUCAUAAUGAUAAGAUGGAUCUCUUUCAUAUAAGUACUUGCACUACUUUUACUAAGUAAUAUUUCAAGCAAACAAAAAAUAUAUUUUACCAAUAUUUAUUCGGCAAAAAAGUUUGGGUAUACAUACACUCUACCAGGCCUAUGAAUAAUAAUUAAUAUAAACAUACAUCUUAAAUAUAAGUUCAUGAAACGUAAUUUUAUUGUGUUAAAUUUGUAUUUAUAUGCAAAAACUUGUCAUAUUAUUAGUAGCUAUAUAUUUAUUUGUUCGACACCAUGGCGAAUUGGCAAUCAUUGCUUUAUCACCAUUGUAUGAGUGGAAAUUUCUAUUUGAUUUUUGUUUUCAAUUUUAUAACACAAUGUCAAUGGGAUUUUAGAAGUUGACAUGAGACAACAACUCAUCAAUCAUGAAAUAUCUAAUUGUCCACUCUCAUUUCAAACUCAAAGAUAAAUCAAUAUUGAUUUUGAUUUCUUCAUAGUGAUCAUUAUAAGUGUAUAAUAAAAGUAUGUCAAGUAGAAAAUAAAAGCAAAGAGAAGGAACAUACUAUAGUUGGGCCCUUGACAGGCUUUUCGACCAUAAUACCAUUAAUCAAAGUUCGUUUACAAGUCAACCGAAGUGGCAGGCUUCGUCAAUAACAUUCAUAGCACAUCUUGGACUCCAAUCCAGAUGGUUUCUAAGUGGCCCAAUCCGAUUCAAGAAAAAAAAAACACGGAGAUGAUUGCGGCUUUUGA